Molecule: messenger RNA, 3099 nt
Organism: Amaranthus tricolor (Joseph's coat)
Lineage: Eukaryota; Viridiplantae; Streptophyta; Magnoliopsida; Caryophyllales; Amaranthaceae
Exons: 19
Coding region: 282-2633 (783 amino acids)
Molecular function (GO): protein phosphatase regulator activity; protein phosphatase binding
Source: RefSeq, a predicted model, not a curated record
AAAAAAGAAAAAUAAAAGAAAAAUAAAAAGAAAAGAAAAUCUAAUUUCAUAUUUGCAAGGCGUUGUUGGGUUGGGGAUCGGCGCUAUCUCUCUCUUCCUUGCCAUAUCUUCAAAUCUAAAAUAUUUUUUUCUUUCUAAUUUCAAAACCCUAAUUGAUUGAUCAUUAUUAAUUAUAGGGGCUUUUUGAGGCGUUGAUUUUUGAUUGUUUCUAGGGUUCUUUAAUCUUGAUUUUCAGUUGUUAUAUUUAUAGAUCUAAGUUCGAAUUUAAAGGGCAUUUUACAAUGUUUUGGCGUAUGGCGGGUUUGUCUACUGCGUCUCCGGUCGAGACCAUUUUGGACAAGGAUAACUUUACACUGGAUGAGCUUCUUGAUGAGGAUGAAAUUAUCCAAGAAUGCAAAGCACUUAAUGCACGACUUAUUAAUUACUUGCGUGAGAGACCACAGGUGGAGCAGCUUAUUCGUUAUAUCGUAGAAGAAGCCCCUGAGGAUGCUGAGAAACAAAGAAAUUUUAAAUUUCCCUUCAUUUCUUGUGAGAUCUUCACAUGUGAAGUUGAUAUAAUUCUCAAAACCUUGGUGGAAGAUGAGGAGUUGAUGGAUCUGUUAUUCUCAUUCUUGGAUCCAAAUCGCUCACAUAGUACCCUAUUGGCAGGAUACUUUAGCAAGGUCGUUAUUUGCCUGUUGAUGCGGAAAACAGCUUCUCUUAUGAGCUAUAUUCAAGCUCAUCAAGAAAUUAUCGCGCAACUGGUUGAUCUCAUUGGGAUUACAUCUGUCAUGGAGGUGUUGAUUCGUCUUAUUGGCACUGAUGAACAUAUAUAUGCGAACUUUACAGAAGCUAUGAGGUGGUUGGAGGAUACAAAUGUCUUGGAGAUGAUUGUGGAUAAGUUUAGCUCUUCUGAUUGUCCUGAAGUCCAUGCUAAUGUUGCAGAGACUUUGUGUGCCAUUACUAAAUAUGCCCCCCAAGGCAUCUCAGCUAAAAUUGCUAGUCCAAGGCUUAUAGAAAGACUAUUCCACAAUGCUCUGGAAGAGUCCCGGCCAAAAUCCGUAUUAUUCAACUCCCUUUCUGUAUGCAUUUCCUUGUUAGACCCGAAGAGGCAAACUUUUGGUACAUACAAUGCUUACGGUCGUCAGUUUUCUCAAGGGUCCUCAAUAACUGUUAAUCCUGAGACUGUUGAAGGCAUGUUAGGGAGCUUGGGUAACCUACUUAAGUUAUUGGAUGUUUCAUUAGAUGAAGGUGUUUUGUUAACUACAUAUGGAAAAUUGCAGCCACCACUGGGAAAACAACGUUUAAAGAUUAUUGAAUUCAUUUCAGUCUUGCUUUCUAGUGGUAAUGAUGCUGCAGAAAGGGAAAUCAUACGCCUUGGAGCCAUGAAAAGAAUUUUAGACAUGUUUUUCGAGUACCCAUACAACAAUUUUUUGCAUCACCAUGUAGAGACCAUAAUUUCAUGUUGCUUUGAGAGCAAGGGUUCUAUCCUUGUUGAUCAUCUACUUCAUGAUUGUGAUCUUGUUGGAAAGAUAUUGGAAGCUGAAAAAAGCUCUAUGCUAUCAAGUAAUUCAAGCAAGCCCACAGUAGGUAUUGGUGGAAGAGAUCCUCCUAGAGUGGGUAAUAUUGGUCAUCUGACUCGCAUAUCGAAUAAACUGGCUCAUUUGGGUAACACGAGCUCCAAUUUUCAGAAUUUACUCCAGGGCAAUAAUGAAUGGCUUGAUUGGUGUUCUAAUGUCUUAUCAAAGCGCAAUUCUGUUGAAAAUGUUUACCAGUGGGUUUGCGGGAGACCAACUGCUCUACAGGAUCGCACUAGGGAUAGUGAUGAUGAUUAUCAGGAUAGAGAUGAUGAUGUCGCGGCUUUGGCUAAUAAUUUAAGCCAGGCAUUCCACUAUGGUAUAUACAGUAAUGAUAUGGAGGAGGUUCAAGCUUCACUCGAACGAGAUGAGGAGGAUGUUUACUUUGAUGAUGAAUCUGCCGAGGUGGUUAUAUCCUCAUUGCGGCUUGGAGAUGACCAGGAGAGUGGUUCGCUGUUCACUAAUUCAAAUUGGUUUGCUUUUGAGAACGAUCGAGUCAAUAGCGAGCGCUUGACCGAUUCACUGGCCUCUCCGUCACCCACUGACGAAGAAACUGGUGCUGUUAGUAGUAGUAGUAGUGACGAGGUUAAUACCAGUGAUGAUUUGGACGACACUGCGUCUUCACAAGUGCCUGAAAUCGAAUCCAAAACACACGAAUCCACUGCUGAAAGUCCUCUUCCCGCCGAGGAAGUAAAGCAGGGUGCUACAAGCGAGCAAAAUGAGUGGGUUGAAUGGAGGGAAACAUCAAAUUCUAGCAACAUAUCCGAGGAACCAGAUAAACAAGGGGAAGUACCAAAUGAAGUCGAGGAAUCAGGCAACAAGGUUGAGGAGAGUGACGCAGUCACAUCCGAGCUCUCUUCUCCUACAAUUGAGGCUCCAGAAACGGAAGUUGCCUCCCAAGAUGUAGGUUUGCCACAGUUAAUGGGUGAACUUGGUGAGACUGAAAUUAUUGUUGCACCACUAUCUAGUUCUAGCCCAGAUGAUACCCAGGAUGAAGUUAACUCAUCAGGAGAAGAACAGCAACCAAAGCCGAAGGUAGAUGAUGAAAAAACUGAUUUGGUUCAAGCAGAAAACUAGAUGUACAUUUGAAAAACUACAUAAUCAGGCGAAACGAGAUAAAAAUUAUAUUCUCCCUGUUCUCUAGUAAAAUUUUUCCUAUCCAUUAAUGUUUGAUUCUCAUUGUAAUACCGAGCCCAGUUGUGUACGUUGUAGGGGGUUCAAAUUCUUGAGUAGGGGACGGUAGUGAUUCUUUAUAUGAGAAACUCAGGAGACUGAUCCGCUUCUCAUCGUAACCUAGAAAAUGGAAAUGCUAAUUUCGUCGUAUUUUUUCCUGCUAGACCAAUUUACGUUGCUACUUGCCAGUCAUUCUUUGCUGAACUUAUUUGUACCAUCAACUUAUAAGGCUAAUGUUAUACUAAGUUCCUAAAUUAUAGCAUUUCUAAAUUACUUUUUGUUAUCAUACACGCAAAAAUUGGAUUAGAGCUUUGCAUUUUGAUGAAGUUAACGGCAUUUUACAAGUCAUCGAUUUUACUCGUAAAUUUCU